This is a messenger RNA of Manacus vitellinus (golden-collared manakin), 973 nucleotides long. RefSeq names its product CD200 molecule (gene CD200). Lineage: Eukaryota; Metazoa; Chordata; Aves; Passeriformes; Pipridae. The transcript has 5 exons. Gene Ontology annotation, biological process: regulation of immune response; negative regulation of macrophage activation. The record is from RefSeq and is a predicted model, not a curated record. The coding region runs from base 14 to 973 and encodes 319 amino acids. Gene Ontology annotation, molecular function: cell-cell adhesion mediator activity.
GCGUACAGCUGAGAUGAUGAUGGUCGCUUGCCUGCUCCUCUCCAGCAUCUGGACCAUUACAUCAGCCUCUGUGCAGGUGAUGAACAGAAGAGUCCAGUCGGUCCAGGCGGGAGGAAACGUUACUUUUUCAUGCCAGUCAGUCACAAAAGAAGAUGUGAUACAGGUGACCUGGCAGAAGGAGACGGAUGGGCCUGAAGACAACAUAGCGACUUACAGUACAAUGAACGGCCAGAAGAUAGCCAAGGGCUAUGUCAGCCACGUGAGCUUCGCCCACAGCGAGUUACAAGCCUCAGCCAUCUCCCUCCAUGGAGUCACCCUCCAAGACGAAGGAUGCUACAAAUGCAUCUUCAACACGUUUCCCUCGGGGGCUGUCACUGGCAGGAUGUGUCUCAAGGUUUACGCCAUCUUGGACCCCAAAGUGGAAGCUAAACUUAUACCCAAUCCAGAUAAAGCUGAGGACUCUGAGAAAGUGGUGGGGAUAAGCUGCUCAGCAACAGGGAAACCAGCUCCAAAAAUAACCUGGCACCUUCCCAGCAUCCUGCAGCAGAAGCCAAGGGAAUAUCACAUCAAGUUCAGCAACCAGACCGUGACUGUCAUCAGCAAUUUCACCCACACUCCUUCCAAAAUCCUCCAUAAGUACCCCAUCGCCUGUGUGAUCCAACACCCUUCUCUAAAUGUGACCCUGGUCCUGCCCACGGACAGCCUGGAGCAAGGUCCGGACAGCACCGUGGCACCCACUACUGCCAUUGCAGUGGGAGUACUGGUCCCCUUGACUUCCCUCCUCCUUCUCACCUGUCUCCUCUGCCACUGCCUCAGGCACUCACGUGACCCAGAGAGAAACCCAGCCUGGCCAUGCUGGGAUAUGCCUAGCCUGUACACCCUGACUUUUGAUAAGCAUUUUGGACAAAAAGAAGCAGUGGAGGAAAUACAAUACAUGUCUUCCAUGGGCAUUAUGCCCAUAGGUCCAAGCUAA